Messenger RNA from Knipowitschia caucasica, 1770 nucleotides. The record is from the annotation of a GenBank genome assembly. NCBI's taxonomy places the organism in Eukaryota, Metazoa, Chordata, Actinopteri, Gobiiformes, Gobiidae.
AUGAAGUGUGGGGGUCAGGUGGGGGUCAGGUGGUGGUUAGGUGGGGGUCAGGUGGGGGUCAGGUGGGGGUCAGGUGGGGGUCAGGUGGGGGUCAGGUGGUGGUCAGGUGGGGGUCAGGUGGUGGUUAGGUGGGGGUCAGGUGGGGGUCAGGUGGGGGUCAGGUGGGGGUCAGGUGGUGGUCAGGUGGGGGUCAGGUGGUGGUUAGGUGGGGGUCAGGUGGUGGUCAGGUGGGGGUCAGGUGGUGGUCAGGUGGGGGUCAGGUGGGGGUCAGGUGGGGGUCAGGUGGGGGUCAGGUGGUGGUUAGGUGGGGGUCAGGUGGGGGUCAGGUGGGGGUCAGGUGGGGGUCAGGUGGUGGUCAGGUGGGGGUCAGGUGGGGGGGUCAGGUGGGGGUCAGGUGGUGGUCAGGUGGGGGUCAGGUGGGGGUCAGGUGGGGGUCAGGUGGGGGUCAGGUGGGGGUCAGGUGGUGGUCAGGUGGUGGUCAGGUGGUGGUUAGGUGGGGGUCAGGUGGGGGUCAGGUGGGGGUCAGGUGGUGGUCAGGUGGUGGUCAGGUGGUGGUCAGGUGGGGGUCAGGUGGUGGUUAGGUGGGGGUCAGGUGGGGGUCAGGUGGUGGUUAGGUGGGGGUCAGGUGGGGGUCAGGUGGUGGUCAGGUGGGGGUCAGGUGGUGGUCAGGUGGGGGUCAGGUGGGGGUCAGGUGGGGGUCAGGUGGGGGUCAGGUGGUGGUUAGGUGGGGGUCAGGUGGGGGUCAGGUGGGGGUCAGGUGGGGGUCAGGUGGUGGUUAGGUGGUGGUUAGGUGGUGGUCAGGUGGUGGUCAGGUGGGGGUCAGGUGGUGGUCAGGUGGGGGUCAGGUGGGGGUCAGGUGGGGGUCAGGUGGGGGUCAGGUGGGGGUCAGGUGGGGUCAGGUGGGGGUCAGGUGGGGGUCAGGUGGGGAUCAGGUGGUGGUUAGGUGGGGGUCAGGUGGGGGUCAGGUGGGGGUCAGGUGGGGGUCAGGUGGGGGUCAGGUGGUGGUUAGGUGGGGAUCAGGUGGUGGUUAGGUGGGGGUCAGGUGGGGGUCAGGUGGGGGUCAGGUGGGGGUCAGGUGGGGGUCAGGUGGGGGUCAGGUGGUGGUCAGGUGGGGGUCAGGUGGGGGUCAGGUGGGGGCAGGUGGUGGUCAGGUGGGGGUCAGGUGGUGGUCAGGUGGGGGUCAGGUGGGGGUCAGGUGGGGGUCAGGUGGGGGUCAGGUGGUGGUUAGGUGGGGGUCAGGUGGGGGUCAGGUGGGGGUCAGGUGGUGGUCAGGUGGGGGUCAGGUGGUGGUUAGGUGGGGGUCAGGUGGGGGUCAGGUGGGGGUCAGGUGGGGGUCAGGUGGGGGUCAGGUGGGGGUCAGGUGGGGGUCAGGUGGUGGUUAGGUGGGGGUCAGGUGGGGGUCAGGUGGGGGUUAGGUGGGGGUCAGGUGGGGGUCAGGUGGUGGUCAGGUGGGGGUCAGGUGGGGGUCAGGUGGUGGUCAGGUGGGGGUCAGGUGGGGGUCAGGUGGUGGUCAGGUGGGGGUCAGGUGGGGGUCAGGUGGGGGUGGCCUGUUUGAUCCGUGUCCCGGCCGAGGUGGUGAAGCAAAGAACCCAGGCCUCUCCGGGGUCCAGCACCCACAACAUGCUGCUGGCUACACUCCGACAAGAGGGUUUCCGAGGCCUGUACAGAGGAUACGGCAGCACCGUCCUGCGAGAGGUAGGAACUGUGUGUCCUACUCUGCUGUGUGUCCUACUCUUCAAACACUUUGGUCUUUCUAUGUUUUUAAGUUGA